Syzygium oleosum is the source of this 842-nucleotide messenger RNA. RefSeq names its product protein SPA, chloroplastic. The transcript has 5 exons. The record is from RefSeq and is a predicted model, not a curated record. NCBI's taxonomy places the organism in Eukaryota, Viridiplantae, Streptophyta, Magnoliopsida, Myrtales, Myrtaceae. The coding region runs from base 97 to 564 and encodes 155 amino acids.
GCUUCUCUCUCUGUUCGCGUUUGAGAAUUGAGCAAGAGACAUUUGAAGUUUUCGAAGCAGAUUUCUGCGCAGAAGCAGGGGAGCUUUUGGGUAGAAAUGUCGCUCGCGCCUUCGCUUCCUCGUCUCCGAACUCCGUUCCUCCAUUCGCCGCUCAGGCGCUCUGCCUCUCUGCCCACCAAGUCCGCCAGAGCCCAACGCUCGCCCCUUUCCUACCCGCGCAUCAGGGCUGUCGAUCUCGACCAGAACACGGUUGUGGCCAUAUCGGUGGGGGUUGUGAGCGUGGCGGUCGGUAUCGGCAUCCCGGUGUUCUACGAGUCGCAAAUCGAUAGCGCUGCCAAGAGAGAGAACACGCAGGCGUGCUUUCCUUGCGAUGGAUCCGGCGCUCAGAGGUGCAGAUUUUGCAUGGGCACUGGCACUGUGACUGUGGAACUUGGAGGUGACGAGAAGGAAGUGUCACGCUGCAUCAAUUGUGAUGGUGCUGGCUCUUUGACUUGCACCACAUGUCAAGGAUCUGGGAUUCAACCCAGAUACCUCGAUCGCAGAGAGUUCAAAGACGAUGAUUGAAGCCCUUGCAGCAGCAGCAGCAGCAGCAGCAGUCUGGAUGUGGCUCGAAGACUUACGGACACAGUUAUUUGGGAAAGCAUAGACAGAGUAUCACGUUUUUGGUUACUAAUUGCAUUAUUGUUUGAUUGUGUGUGUUAUCUCCAGUUCAUGUUGUAAUCACCAUUCACAAUUCACAGACUCAAGUGUGCGAGCUCUCUUUUCUUCUCGUGUACAUCCCUUCCCCCUUAAAGAGACUUGGCCGUUGGGCUUAAAGAAAAUUGCCAAUCAAAUUCACUGUA